GGUGUAUAACGGGUCUGUGUUUCUGGUCAAUUUGUAUGAACACAACGAGCCUCAGGGAGUGCGCGUGAACUAGAUGAAAAGCUAGCAACAUGUUUUGGCUAACUGUUGCCGUAGUGCUGGGCACAAGCUCUGCAAUAGAGAUCAAGGACACUCUUGUAUAUCCGAAGUUGAUAGAAAGUCGAUCUGACACUGGAGAGCACGUGCUGAAGCUGACGGACACACUGACGUUAAACCUUCGUCCCAGCAACGUCCUAGCAGAUAACAUAGAAUAUGCAGAGGACGAUCUGGUGGAAGAGAUGGAUACGGAAAAUCUCAGGAAGAACUUACUCGUGGAUCCUCGACAGAUGUCGUCUGUGCUGCUUCAUGACACCGAGGGAGGCCUCAAAGUGGAAGGCAUCCUGCACAACUCCUAUUUCAUUCGACCCACACGGCUAGCUGCCCGUUCCUCUGAUGGACAGGACGCCCACUUAAUAUCCAGAAUAUCCGGGACAAGCACACUUCUACCCAAUUACGCCAGCGAAAUUCCUGAAAACUAUGAGUCUGUUCCUGACAUCGAGAGUCGGACAUCAGAUUGCAAGGAAGGAGAAGAGCCACCUGAGGACAUCACCUUUGAAGUGUACGUCAUAUCGGACAAAGAACACCAGAAAUACUUUCCCAAGCGAAGGUGUCUCAUCAUGUACACUGCUCUGUUGUUCAACAGUGUGAACUACUAUUUGAGAAGCAUGACGAAACCAAGAGUGCAACUUCGUAUUACCGGGGUUCGCAGGAUUCGAGGCCGAGAGAGCAACUAUCUCAAGACAGUAGACGCUGCGCUUGACGGAAAUGUGACUCUACACACUUUGAAAGAGCGCUCAAAGACGCUGAAUCUCGGCAGGAAGGCAGACCUUGCAUUGUUGCUUACUGGGCGAAACAUCGCACCUGAUGAAAAAAGGAAGAAUCAGGACUACCUACACGGCCUAGCAUUUGCAAAUGGACUCUGCACAGAGAACUUUGUGGCCGUCUCGACAGACAACCCACCAGGAUUCUACAGGGGAACGGCACCGGCCUUUCGCGUUCUCGGAUUCUUGUUAGGAUCUCGACCAAAGGGCGGAAAGAAUCCUGCGAAGGGGAAGACAGACGCAUGUUCGCGCACCGAGAGCGACAAAGUGAUUUUUGCCAACUACACGAGAGCGACUUACAAAUUCUCCAAAUGCAAUGAAAAGCUCGUCAGGGAGACAAUAAAAGAAAAAGGAUGUUCUUGCUGGGCCGUGAACACGAGAUUAACUGUGGGGAGAAGUUAUACGUACUACCCUGGACAAAACCUCACACGGGAGAAGUACUGCAAACGGAAGUUUGCACAUGAAGCCACGAAUGUGUACGUAGACCAGAAAGAUGCGGACAAGUGUAAGGUGACUUGCUGCCUCGGACAAACAGCGAAUACAGCGCCUUCCUGUUAUACAGCACCAGCUGUUGACGGCAUGUCCUGUAAGGAUAACAAGAUGUGCUUAGGAGGUAAAUGUACAUUACCUCCGCAAGGUUCUCGCACGCCAGGAAAGACAGAGCAGCCUCAGUGAGACGCAGGAUCCGAAUGCUGUCGUCAUUUCAUGCCAUAAGCCAAACAACAAGCUCUACGACUUCUGCUGAGGAUAAGCAGUCAGAAAUAAAGAGGACGAUCGAUCCAA
Ornithodoros turicata is the source of this 1661-nucleotide messenger RNA. RefSeq lists its product as uncharacterized. The transcript is spliced from 14 exons. Gene Ontology annotation, biological process: proteolysis. The record is from RefSeq and is a predicted model, not a curated record. The coding region runs from base 90 to 1553 and encodes 487 amino acids. Gene Ontology annotation, molecular function: metalloendopeptidase activity. NCBI's taxonomy places the organism in Eukaryota, Metazoa, Arthropoda, Arachnida, Ixodida, Argasidae.